Messenger RNA from Nestor notabilis (Kea), 1026 nucleotides. It is a transcript of the gene EEIG2, whose product is annotated as family with sequence similarity 102, member B. The transcript is spliced from 12 exons. The record is from RefSeq and is a predicted model, not a curated record. Bases 1 to 1026 code for a protein of 341 amino acids. NCBI's taxonomy places the organism in Eukaryota, Metazoa, Chordata, Aves, Psittaciformes, Psittacidae.
AUGGUUCCGUAUCUUGAGUACAUUCCAAAGCUCAGCAGCUUGGAAGACAGUGCUUGGGAGCUAAUGUUCGAGAAGACUUCACUCACGGAGGUGGUACAGGCAAACUGUGUCCGCUGGAACAAAAAGUUCUUAUUUAUGUGUAAAAUCAGUGCCAGUGCCACAACAGGGAUUUUGGAUACUUGCAUUUGCAGGGUGUCUGUACGGAAGGAGUUAAAAGGAGGAAAGGCAUAUGCAAAGCUGGGAUUUGCAGACCUAAAUCUUGCAGAGUUUGCUGGAUCGGGAAAUACCACUCGUCGAUGUUUACUGGAAGGCUAUGAUACCAAAAAUACAAGACAGGAUAACUCCAUUCUCAAAGUUUUGAUCAAUAUGCAGCUAAUGUCUGGAGACCCAUGCUUUAAAAUGCCUCCUUCCACAGCAAUGUCUAUAGCAAUUGCUGGAGAAUCAGAAUCUUUGCAUGAAGACAGGAAAGGUGGAGAAAACUUAAAAGUAGUACAUCUGGGCAUAGCAGAUGUCUCAUCAAAGAGUGCCUCAGUCCCAGAUGAACUUGGUGCAUGCGGACAUUCCAGAACAUCAAGCUAUGCAAGUCAGCAGUCAAAACUGUCAGGAUACAGCACAUGUCACUCUAGAUCAUCCAGUCUAUCUGAACUCUCUCACAGAAGAAACACCUCAGAGGGUAGUACCUCAACAGGAAUUGGAAGUAUUCUGGAGCCAUGUGAAGAGUCUGAGCCAAAAGUAACUAAUAUACAUGCAUCUGUUAAAGACGCACCAUCAGAAAAAGUCUGCAGACAUCCUGUAAAGCAAGACUCUGUGGAGUCACAGCUGAAGAGGGUCGAUGCUACCAGAGUGGAUGCUGAUGAUAUAGUCGAAAAAAUACUCCAGAGUCAAGACUUCAGUUUAGACUCAAGCGCAGAAGAAGAAGGUUUAAGAUUAUUUGUGGGUCCCGGUGGAAGCACUUCUUUUGGAAGCCAUCAUUUACCUAACAGAGCAGGAUCUGGAGCGUAUGAGCAGGUGGUGAUAAAACGCUAG